AUGGCAGUGCAGAGAGUUUUCGUGUCUUUACUUUGCCUUGUUUCCCUCGCCGCCAUAUACAGAUACAACACCCCAACCUCCUACAACAUGUCUUCGUCCGAUCUCAAGAUCCAACUGUCCUCUGGCUCGUCUCCAUCUGUCCUCAAAGUCACCAUCGAGAAUAAGAGCCCGAAACACACAUUCUCGUUGCUCACCUGGAACACCCCUCUGGACGAACAGGCUCUGAACAUCGGAGCUCUGACGCUGGAAGAUGCCGAGACCGGAGAGGCAGUACCGGGGCCGCAGAUGAAGGUCAACAGAAAGCUCCCUCCUCCCCGCGAUGCAGUAGUAGAAGUCUCUCCUCAGUCGACUGCCAGCAGAGAAGUCAACCUCUCGUUUCCCUGGAUUCCAAAGGACGGAAAAGUCUAUCGCAUCAAGACGCAAGGUGCGUGGAAAGCUGUGUGGGCGAAACCAGCAUCGCAGAUCACGGACGAAGAGCUCUCGGACAUGAUCGGUGACAGUCAUAUCAACGAGAACAUCAGCAGUGAGAGUGUGGAACUACAGCUUGGGGAAGCAAACACUUCCUGA
Aureobasidium namibiae CBS 147.97 is the source of this 567-nucleotide messenger RNA. RefSeq lists its product as uncharacterized. Bases 1 to 567 code for a protein of 188 amino acids. Lineage: Eukaryota; Fungi; Ascomycota; Dothideomycetes; Dothideales; Saccotheciaceae. The transcript has a single exon. The record is from RefSeq and is a predicted model, not a curated record.